AUGGUAGAUCAAGCGUUAAAACUUGCAUGGAGAAAACAUCAUUUCAUUGUGGCAACUCCUGGACGUUUAGUUGAUCAUUUAAAACAAUCAGUAAAUUUUGCUACACAACAAUUAUCAAAUAUUCGUCAUUUAGUAUUAGAUGAAGCUGACAGAAUGUUAAAUAUGGCUUUCGCUGAUGAUAUUGACAAAAUAUUAAAUUUAUAUGAAAAACCAAAAUCAAAAGGAAAGAAACGUAAACGAAAGACAAAACCACUGUUAGUUCAAUUAGCCGAUAAUAAUAAUAAUAAUACUAAUGAUAUGACUAACAAUGACAUUCAGUCAAAUAACAAACAGAUUCAGUCAAUUUCAACCAAAUAUCCUCAUCCACAAAUUUAUUUAUAUUCGGCUACAAUGACAAAAGAUGUUAUCAAACUACGUCGUGCUGCAUUAUCAUCAAAUGCUGUAUUUAUCAAUGAGAAUGAUAAUACCCUUAAUAAUAAUAAUAAUAAUAAUCUAAUGAUGGAUAAUCAGAGUACAACAGAAUAUAAUCUUAUACAACACUCUAAUUCAUCAUUGAAAUUAAAUAAAAAUUUAAAAACUGGUUUCCCUAUUGGUUUAUCUCAUUAUUGUCUUCCUAUACGAUUGGCUGAUCGUCCUACAAUAUUAAAUUGGAUUGUAGAAAAUGUGAUACAAACAAAUGUAUUAGAGAAAUUUGGCAUUACUAGUUCUACACCAAGUCGUAAACAUCAUAUCAUGAUAUUUUGUAAAAGAUGUCAUGAAACUAUAAUGGUUUCAGAAUUUCUUCGUGAAUCUGGUCAUUCCAGUGUGGCAUUAACAGGACGUAUGAAACAAAUUGAACGUAAAGAAUCAUUACAUAAAUUCAUUUCAAAUGAAGUAGAAGUUUUAGUUGCAACUGAUGUUGCUAGUCGGGGACUGGAUAUUCCUCAUGUUGAAUUUGUUAUCAAUUAUAAUGUACCUUUAUCGGAAAAGACCUAUCGACAUCGUGUUGGUAGAACUGCACGAGCUGGACAAACUGGUGUGGCGUUAACCCUAGUAACACGUGAUGUAGCUCAAAGUUUUUUAGAAUUAGAAGCUGCUUUACUACCUUAUCUUCCAUUAUCAAAUACCAAUAAUAAUAAUUCACCGGGAAUACCUCGUUGGCCAAUUCCACUACCGGAUUUACAUGGUCGGAAUGGACUGAUAACUCGUCGUCGUCUAGCAGAUCAAGCUUGGUCGAGAGCUUCAAAGACUAUUCGAUCCCAGCUUGAAAGUCAUCGUAAUGUAGACAAUAACGUAAUUGAUUUCGAUCCAAUAAUGAAUGAAGAAUUAAUUGAGGCUUAUGCUAAUUCUGAUGAAGAUGAGGAUAGUAAUAUCUCUAGUUCAUCAUUGUCAAAUGAUGAGUUAAAUAUCAAUGAAAUAUCAACAAUAUCAAAUAAACACUAUCCUAUUAUCCCAUUAGAUACAUCCGGUCAAGCUGGUAUUAAUGCUGCACGUAAAACAUGGAAAUCUUUAGCUAAAAUACAUCAACUUCAACAAAAAGCAAAAGCAGAAUCAGCAGAACAACAACGUUUAAUUAAAUCUAUUGGUUGGGGUGUUACUUUAACACAAAACGCACUGAAUCAUAAUAAUAAUGGAUCCGAUGAUAAUGACAUAAUGGAUCGUUUCAAUAAUGAAGAUAUCAAUGAUGAUGAUGGUGAUGAACAAGAGAUAACUCAUUUUGACCAACCAAUUAAAACAAAAUAUGCUAAAAUUCAAUCGUUGAAAAAAGUGAAUAAAUUGAAUUCCAAUAAAAUCAAAUGAUGAUAAGGUAACAAUUUUCAUUUGAUUUCUUCAACACUUAUGCCUGUAUAUACAUUUGCCAGUAUUGUUCUCUUGUUUCAAUAAACUGAUUAUUCUGUAUAAAUAAGUCAUUAUGUUUCUGUUUAGCUUUGAUUUUAUAUAGGUGUAUUGUGUAUUUGGUUAAUAGUGGAGUUUUUAGAAUAUGUGUUUCGUCCCGUUUUGGAGGAUUCGUCAGUUCUCAGUUCUUAUUUGAAUAAAUAGUUAUUGGUAUAAAGGGGCACCGAAUACAUACGCGCCAUACAAGUCACUUGGUUUGUGUGUUGUAGGCUGUGAUACUGCUUGUGUGCCCAAACCGAAACAGAUGGCUUUCUUAGAGGGCUGCGCCCUGAGCCUU
This is a messenger RNA of Schistosoma mattheei, 2152 nucleotides long. The record is from the annotation of a GenBank genome assembly. NCBI's taxonomy places the organism in Eukaryota, Metazoa, Platyhelminthes, Trematoda, Strigeidida, Schistosomatidae.